Messenger RNA from Desarmillaria tabescens, 1014 nucleotides. RefSeq lists its product as uncharacterized. The coding region runs from base 203 to 949 and encodes 248 amino acids. The record is from RefSeq and is a predicted model, not a curated record. NCBI's taxonomy places the organism in Eukaryota, Fungi, Basidiomycota, Agaricomycetes, Agaricales, Physalacriaceae. The transcript has 19 exons.
CAGUAGCUCUUCAUAUACGGUGUCAUUGGGCUUUCGCAUGUGAAGAAUACAACCUCAGUGAUGCGUAUGACAGGAAAAAAAAUACCCUACGCGCAGGGAUAGGCAAUCAAGUGGCAGAAAGAUCUCUAAUAUCUCUGCCGACUCAAAAAGUCCUGGGCCGUCGCCGCACAAUGUUGCUCGCCCUUCCUUCCUCACGGUCGCCAUGGUGGAGAGUUUCAAUGCGACCUUUGGCUGUAUGUUCAUCGCUUUCACAAUAGACUUGAUGUGCUACGGCGCUGGUAUGCUCGUAGUAUUCCAAUAUUUCCGCGGUAACUUAUGGUCGGCGGACUCAACCGCGGUCAAGUUAAUGGUGCUUUCGCUGGCAGUGCUGGCUACAACCCACAUUGUGACUUUUAUUGCAUGGGCGUAUGAGGAUCUGAUAACACGGUUUGGGGACCUCGCGGGACUGGAUAGUAUGCCGAGGACAGCACUGGUUCAACUGUUAGCUAUCUACAUGGUAUCUUUCAUCUCGCAAGUGUUCUUCACGUCUCGGAUAUACUACUUGACACACAACUGGUUUCUCGCUGCACCUGUGGGUCUUCUUGCCUUGACCAAUAUAAGCGCCGGACUUGCCCAAACGACUCUUGCCGGUAUAGGCGGUACUUUUAGCCAUCUGAUUCAUACAGAGAAAGUUACGAGUCUUCAAUCCGCAUCAACCGCCGCGUGUGACAUGGCGAUCACUGUCAUCCUCUGCUGGAUCUUUCAUACCAAACGAACGGGUAUCAAAUCAACGGACAACCUCCUUGACAACCUGAUCAUCCUCGCCAUAAACCGGGGGGCGAUAACCAGUCUGGCGGCGCUGAUGAAUUUGAUUCUGUUCGUAUGGCGGCCCGAGGCAAUGAUUUUUAUGAUCCCGCUUCUUCCGAGUUGCCAAUUUUAUGUCCUUUCUGUUGUGGGCAGGUACGCCUAAAGCUGAACUCCCACUGUCAUAGCAUUCUCCUAACACCUAUUUCAGCCUAAACUACAGGAGAAGUA